Molecule: messenger RNA, 1113 nt
Organism: Solanum lycopersicum (tomato)
Lineage: Eukaryota; Viridiplantae; Streptophyta; Magnoliopsida; Solanales; Solanaceae
Gene: SGT1-1
Product: protein SGT1
Biological process (GO): defense response to fungus
Cellular component (GO): nucleus; cytoplasm
Molecular function (GO): protein-folding chaperone binding
Source: RefSeq, marked provisional
AUGGCGUCCGAUCUGGAGACUAGGGCUAAAGAGGCAUUCAUUGACGACCACUUUGAACUCGCCGUUGACCUGUACACUCAAGCCAUAACGCUGAGCCCUAAGAACCCUGAACUUUUCGCCGACCGUGCUCAGGCCAAUAUCAAACUCAACUACUUCACUGAAGCUGUUGUUGAUGCGAACAAGGCCAUUGAGUUGGAUCCUACAAUGUCAAAAGCAUAUUUACGCAAGGGGUUGGCCUGUAUGAAGCUUGAAGAAUACCAAACUGCAAAGGCAGCUUUGGAAAUUGGUGCCAGUUUAGCACCAGGAGAGUUAAGAUUCAGUAAGCUAAUGAAAGAAUGUGAUGAACAUAUUGCAGAGGAAGCUGGCGAAUUGCCUAAUCUGUCGGUGGAUAAAACCUCAGCUAGUGUUGUUGCACAUCCUGCAUCUGAGUUACCGGACAAUGUUGCUAUUGCGCCUGAAGGUGCUCAACCAACGGUCAACCAGUCCCAUCAAGGAUCUGCUGCCAAACCAAAAUACAGACAUGAAUUUUAUCAGAAACCAGAGGAGGUGGUGGUGACUAUAUUUGCCAAGGGCAUACCAGCCAAGAAUGUUGUUGUUGACUUUGGUGAACAAAUACUUAGUGUUAGCAUUGAUGUGCCAGGUGAAGAAACUUAUUCUUUCCAGCCUAGGUUGUUUGGCAAGAUAACACCUGCAAAAUGCAGAUACGAAGUGAUGUCUACCAAAAUUGAGAUCCGCCUUGCGAAAGCUGAGCUGUUACACUGGACAUCGCUUGAGUAUACAACGGAACCUGUUGUAAUUCAGAGGCCUAUUGUGUCAUCAGCUGCCCCGCGGCCCAGUUAUCCUUCCUCAAAACUGAGAAAUGUAGAUUGGGAUAAACUAGAAGCUGAAGUGAAAAAAGAGGAAAAAGAUGAAAAAUUGGAUGGAGAUGCAGCAUUGAACAAAUUUUUCAGAGACAUUUACCAAGAUGCUGACGAGGACACUAGAAGAGCUAUGAUGAAAUCCUUUGUGGAAUCUAAUGGGACUGUUUUGUCGACAAACUGGAAAGAAGUUGGCACAAAGAAGGUUGAAGGAAGCCCUCCGGAUGGCAUGGAGCUGAAGAAAUGGGAGAUCUAG